Molecule: messenger RNA, 1275 nt
Organism: Cryptosporidium ubiquitum
Lineage: Eukaryota; Apicomplexa; Conoidasida; Eucoccidiorida; Cryptosporidiidae
Exons: 1
Coding region: 1-1275 (424 amino acids)
Source: RefSeq, a predicted model, not a curated record
AUGAAUAAUUUACCUUUUAGUAAUUAUGUUACAGCACUUUUGCUUUUAUAUAGCUGUUUCAUUGCAUUUAAUUAUGCAAGUUGUGAAUUAUUUAUAAUCGGUAACAAAGCUACAAACCAGACGAAUGAUUCAUGGUUUAAUCUGGACUUAUUGAGAGAGUUUCUGAUGGAUGAAAACGUAACUUCAAGUUCAGCGGAUGUUUUUGAGGGCUUUAAAAGGAUGAUUAAAGUUUCUCCUCCAGCUCCUCAGACUAAAUCGAGUUCAUGGAUACCACAAAAUGUUAAGGACGUAAUAUCAAGGAUUAAUUCAAAUUCAAAAAAGGAGGAGGUUAAAUCUAAACCAAUAUUAAAGAGAAAGUUUGAAGAUUUAAAACACUAUCUUGAGUAUCAUCUUUACCCAACUAGAAAUGCUCAGAACAAAACGAAUUCAGAGGAGAAAGGUUGGAAUUUGCCUUCACUCGGAUUUGUAGGAAAGAAUUCAACAAAUGAACAAAAUAACAGAAAAAUAAUUGUCCAAGGUUCAGAGAGUUUGGUUAAAGAACAAGUAUUAACUGACAAAAAGACAGAAGAAAAUAUUCAAAGUUCAAGUAAUUUGAAAGAAAGUGUUAAUCAAAACACUCAAGCAAAUCCAUUACCUGUAAUAACAGUAGAACAGUGUGAAAAGAAUGUAAUUAAUAUGUUUAAGGAAUGUAUUGAGCGAUGCAAGAGCAAUCUUAAGCAAGCUCAAUACAGGUCUGGCGGUAUUUCUCCACUUAUCAUUUCAGAACUAAAUGCAUGUAUUAACACAUGUAGGCAUUCUGCAAAUUCUUCAAAUUGCAGGUUAUCAACUAGCUCUAUUAACUUAAUCAACGAAGAAAUCCCAAUCCCAAAGCCUACAAUAAGAAGAAACCAAAAAAAUCAGGAGAGAAGCCGUGGGUUAUUAAAUAAAUACAUAAUUGAUCCUAUUGUUAAUUUUAUCACAACAUUCCUAUUUUGUAUACUAGGAAUUAUUGUGGUUCUUUACUAUUUCAAAGAAUAUAGGCUUUAUCCAAAAAUGGCUGAUUACAUCACCUACAAAAUUGAGUCUUACUACACUGAGGAUGAAAAAAGAAGAGCAAUAUUUGAAGGUGAUGGUUUCCCUCAACAACCAAAGCUAAAUUGGAAACGAACAAUUGUCUACUUUGUUAGACUAAACUUCCUCCCAAGAAUUUUAGCUAAUAACUUUACUUGGUUAAUACCUAUGAGAGAUCAUUAUCAACAAACAACUGAUACUUGUAACUAUGUUAGGGUACAUUAG